This is a messenger RNA of Scatophagus argus, 4072 nucleotides long. Its product is annotated as protein NLRC3-like. The transcript is spliced from 13 exons. Gene Ontology annotation, molecular function: protein binding. The record is from RefSeq and is a predicted model, not a curated record. Lineage: Eukaryota; Metazoa; Chordata; Actinopteri; Scatophagidae. The coding region runs from base 104 to 3865 and encodes 1253 amino acids.
CAACACAGAAAACACAGCAGGACGUCCACCAGCAGGACAGCAGCAGAAAUCUUGUAACGUGUGAUGGAGACGUUGUUGUCAUGAAUGUUGGAGCUCUGACAGCAUGUUGUUGUGUUUGUGUGAAGGUGUGGGCUCUGCUAUGAAUCAGUGUGAGGAGACAGAGGAGGGAGUCCCUCCCUCUAAAACCACUCUGUGUGGGGAACAUGACAGCCAGACCAAAGCUCAGAGCCCCGAGCAGCAGCAGAGACCAGACUGUCCUGAACCUGAACCCAGCUGUGUGUCCAUGAAGAGUGACAGGUCCAUGGGUCCACCAAUACAGUUUAAAAGACGACUUCCUCCAGAGACUCAUGUGGACCAGCAGACAGCAGACUCUCCUGUACCCAGCUGUGUGUCCAUGAAGAGUGACUGGUCCAUGAUUCAUCCUCUUAACUUCAGAGGUGGACACGACUCUGCUGAAGGAAGAGUUCAGCAGCAACAGUCAGAUGUUCUCGGUGGUCAGUCUGUCCAGCAGAAUCCAGCAGACCUGGACUCCAUAUUCAUGCAUCUUGAGGAGAACGUUGUCACUUUUGUGAAGAACGAGCUGAAGAAGUUCCAGAAGCUUCUGAGUCCAGAUUACCCAGAAAGCUUAGAGAGGCAGAGUGAGGAUGAGGAGGUGUUGGAUGGUGAGGAUGAAGAGCAGAGGAGCAGCAGCAGAGACGCAUUUCUGAAGAUCACACUGCACUUCCUGAGGAGAAUGAAGCAGGAGGAGCUGGCUGACCGUCUGCACAGCAGAACUGUUGCUCCAGUUUGUCGACAUCAGCUCAAAUCUGAGCUGAAGAAGAAGUAUGAGUGUGUGUUUGAGGGGAUUGCUAAAGCAGGAAACCCGACCCUCCUGAAUCAGAUCUACACAGAGCUCUACAUCACAGAGGGAGGGACUGCAGAGGUCAAUGAAGAACAUGAGGUCAGACAGAUUGAAACAGCAUCCAGGAAAACCACAAGACCAGAAACAACAAUCAGACAAGAAGACAUCUUUAAAGCCUCACCUGGAAGAGAUGGACCAAUCAGAACAGUGAUGACAAAGGGAGUGGCUGGCAUUGGGAAAACAGUCUUAACACAGAAGUUCACUCUGGACUGGGCUGAAGACAAAGCCAACCAGGACGUCCACUUCACAUUUCCAUUCACUUUCAGAGAGCUGAAUGUGCUGAGAGAGAAAAAGUUCAGCUUGGUGGAACUUGUUCAUGACUUCUUCACUGAAACCAAAGAAGCAGGAAUCUGCAGGUUUGAAGAGUUCCAGGUUGUGUUCAUCUUUGACGGUCUGGAUGAGUGUCGACUUCCUCUGGACUUCCACAACAAUGAGAUCCUGACUGAUGUCACAGAGUCCACCUCAGUGGAUGUGCUGCUGACAAACCUCAUCAGGGGGAAUCUGCUUCCCUCUGCUCGCCUCUGGAUAACCACACGACCUGCAGCAGCCAAUCAGAUCCCUCCUGAGUGUGUUGACAUGGUGACAGAGGUCAGAGGGUUCACUGACCCACAGAAGGAGGAGUACUUCAGGAAGAGAUCCAGAGAUGAGGAGCAGGCCAGCAGAAUCAUCUCCCACAUCAAGACAUCACGAAGCCUCCACAUCAUGUGCCACAUCCCAGUCUUCUGCUGGAUCACUGCUACAGUUCUGGAGGAUGUGUUGAAGACCAGAGAGGGAGGAGAGCUGCCCAAGACCCUGACUGAGAUGUACAUCCACUUCCUGGUGGUUCAGUCCAAAGUGAAGAACAUCAAGUAUGAUGGAGGAGAUGGGACAGAUCCACAGUGGAGUCCAGACAGCAGGAAGAUGAUUGAGUCUCUGGGAAAACUGGCUUUUGAGCAGCUGCAGAAAGGAAACCUGAUCUUCUAUGAAUCAGACCUGACAGACUGUGGCAUCGAUAUCAGAGCAGCCUCAGUGUACUCAGGAGUGUUCACCCAGAUCUUUAAAGAGGAGAGAGGACUGUACCAGGACAAGGUGUUCUGCUUCAUCCAUCUGAGCGUUCAGGAGUUUCUGGCUGCUCUUCAUGUCCACCAGACAUUCAACAAAUCUGGUGUCAACCUGCUGGCUGAAGAAUCAUCAACAUCCAAGUGGUUUAAACUGUUGAGAAAUGACUCAAAACUAACUGAUCUGUACCAGAGUGCUGUGGAUGAGGCUUUGCAGAGUCCAAAUGGACACCUGGACUUGUUCCUCCGCUUCCUCCUGGGUCUUUCACUUCAGACCAAUCAGACUCUCCUACGAGGUCUGAUGAAACACACAGGAAGUAUCUCACAGACCAAUCAGGAAACAGUCAGGUACAUCAAGAAGAGGAUCAGUGAGAAUCUGUCUCCAGAGAGGAGCAUCAAUCUGUUCCACUGUCUGAAUGAACUGAAUGAUGGUUCUCUGGUGGAGGAGAUCCAACAGUCCCUGAGGUCAGGAAGUCUCUCCACAGAUAAACUGUCUCCUGCUCAGUGGUCAGCUCUGGUCUUCAUCUUACUGUCAUCAGAAGAAGAUCUGGACGUGUUUGACCUGAAGAAAUACUCUGCUUCAGAGGAGGCUCUUCUGAGGCUGCUGCCAGUGGUCAAAGCCUCCAACAAAGCUCUGCUGAGUGGCUGUAAUCUGUCAGAGAGAAGCUGUGAAGCUCUGUCCUCAGUUCUCAGCUCCCAGUCCUCUAGUCUGAGAGAGCUGGACCUGAGUAACAACCACCUGCAGGAUUCAGGAGUGAAGCUGCUGUCUGCUGGACUGAAGAGUCCAAACUGUCAGCUGGAGACUCUCAGGUUGAGUGGCUGUAAUCUGUCAGAGAGAAGCUGUGAAGCUCUGUCCUCAGUUCUCAGCUCCCAGUCCUCUAGUCUGAGAGAGCUGGACCUGAGUAACAACCACCUGCAGGAUUCAGGAGUGAAGCUGUUGUCUGCUGGACUGAAGAGUCCAAACUGUCAGCUGGAGACUCUCAGGCUGAGUGGCUGUAAUCUGUCAGAGAGAAGCUGUGAAGCUCUGUCCUCAGUUCUCAGCUCCCAGUCCUCUAGUCUGAGAGAGCUGGACCUGAGUAACAACGACCUGCAGGAUUCAGGAGUGAAGCUGCUGUCUGCUGGACUGAAGAGUCCAAACUGUCAGCUGGAGACUCUAAGGUUGUCAGGCUGUAUGAUCACACAGGAAGGCUGUACUUCUCUGGCCUCAGCUCUGAGAUCCAACCCCUCCCAUCUGAGAGAGCUGGACCUGAGCUACAAUCAUCCAGGAGACUCAGGAGUGGAGCUGCUGUCUGCUGGACUGGAGGAUCCACACUGGAGACUGGACACUCUCAGGGUGGAACAUGGUGGACAGCAGAGGCUGAAACCUGGUCUGAGGAAGUAUGCCUGUGAACUCACAGUGGACACAAACACAGUAAACACAAACCUCAAACUGUCUGACAACAACAGGAAGGUGACAGCAGUGAGAGAGAAGCAGCCUCAUCCUGAUCAUCCAGAGAGGUUUGACUACUGGCAGCUGCUGUGUAGAACUGGACUGACUGGUCGCUGCUACUGGGAGGUCGAGUGGAGUGGAGGAGUUUUUAUAUCAGUGACUUACAGAGGAAUCAGAAGGAAAGGAGACACUGCUGACUGUGUGUUUGGAUGGAAUAAUCAGUCCUGGAGUCUGAGCUGCUCUGAUGGUGGUUUCUCUGUCAGGCACAAUAAGAGAAGAACAGUCCUCCACUCCUCCUCCUCCUCCUCCUCCUCCUCCUCUUCUGUCUCUCACAGAGUUGCAGUGUAUGUGGACUGUCCUGCUGGCACUCUGUCCUUCUACAGAGUCUCCUCUGACACACUGAUCCACCUCCACACCUUCAACACCACAUUCACUGAACCUCUUUAUGCUGGAUUUUGGCUCUGGUUGGGUUCCUCAGUGUCUCUGUGUUCAGUGUAGGAGGGAGAGUCUCCUCCUGUUAGAGAAACACACACACACACUUUGAAAUAACUUGAAAUCCUUUUAAAUCUGUUUUCAUUCAGGUUUUGUAACAAAUAAUAUAAUAAUCAGAAUCAGAAGAUUCGAAGGGAAAUUCUUUAAAAUUUCCCUUAAUAUAUAUGAUAUAAUAAGCAUGUUUAUCCAAUAAAAUCAGGUUCCAGACUCUCA